CCUCUUGUUUAUGACUGUCAUUUGUUUUUAUUCCAAAUUUUUGAGUGGCCCCCUCUCUUUCUUUUUCUUUGAUCUUCCUCAACAUUCAAACAGGACCAUCCUUGUACAAUAAUACAAUUUUAUAAGUACAUACACAAUAUUUAUACCAUAUUUUUCAAUUCUUUCUCUCUCUCUCUUUAUCUCAACAAAAAAAAUAUAUAUUUAUAUAUACACAAAAGAACACAUUCCAAACCAGCUUUCUUAUUGCAUCUCCCUCCUACAAAACAGCCUGUCAAACCUGAAUUAUUAACAGCAGGGAUUAUAAUUUUAUAGUCAGAACAGAAGGUGUUUGCUUUAUUGUUUCUUCCUCAAACUAAAGCAAAGAAGACUACUGGGUUUUGUCCUUUCAAAGGAAAGCAUUAUAAUUCAUAAGGGAAUUGGGGAAUUGAAUUUGUUUUGAUGAUCAACAAAGCAUUGGUAUGAAGAAGGCAGAAGAAGAUGUUCAAUGAGUCUCAUAAGAAAUUACUAUCAACAAAAUCCUGGCUGUUCUUUCUAUAUCAGGUAUGGGAACAAGACUUGAACCCACUUUCAAUCCUCUAGCUACCUCUGCUCAUAGCAGCAGCAACACAUUAUUCACAAUUCAAAGACUGAAUGCUUGGCAACAACAUUUUCAAGACUCAACAACAAGACUUCCCCCUAAAUUGAUCUAUUCAUCUUCUUCCAUGACUGGUUCACUUGACAAGUUUCAAGAAGCAAUUAACAAGAUGCUGCAAAAGGGAGAUGUCGACGCCAUUCGUAAGACAAUGCAGGACCAUGAAAAUGCCUUCAAGAACCAAGUAAAAGAACUCCAUAGGCUGUACAGUGUACAGAAGAUGUUAAUGGAAGAGCUGAGGAAAGAAAGCAGGCAAAAUGCAUUAUGGUGUCCAAUGGCAAUUAAUUCAGGAAUUAACCAUUUGCAGUUCAAAAACCAAGAAAAUCAAACAGCACAGACCAUUGGAGGGGGGCUGAUUUUCAAUCUUCAAAGCUUGAGAUCAGAUGAUCCAAGCAGUAGGGAGAGAAGUGGGAGCUGUUCUGGAGACAAUAUUAGAAUAAUGUCAAGAGGGUUUGAUCUUGAAAGGCCUGCUGCAGAGGAGGACAUGUCGACUGGAGUUAGCACGGUCGACGAGGACCAAGCCGGGCCGAGUACUACGAUUGUCGGGAAAAUAGAUAGUAGCAAGAUGAGUGUAGAUGGGUGUGAAGAUGAAGAGAGUGAUGUUGAGCUUACUUUAAGUAUUGGUGGUAGUUUAAGCAAGAAGAGAUCAAAAUCUUUUCCUCCACUUACUCAAAAGAAAAGAGAGAUUGAUUCAUCUUUGUCAUUCAAAUCAGAAAGAGGAGAUCAAGAAUGCAGUGAUCCAACAACUCCCAUGAGCAGCUCAAGUUCAACAUAUGAUCAAGAAACAAAAAGGCCACAUUGGCUUUUCCAAAGUUUAAAGCUCAAGUAGAAGCUGAUGACAACAAGUUUUGUGCAUCAGAUCACUUUCCAGACACAGGUUCAUAUUAUUGUUAACACAUUUUCUCCAAUUGAGAUUCUAAUAUUAGUUUGCACCUUCACUCUAAUAAAAUUGAUGUUUGAGAUAGAUAAUGCCCAUUUUGAAGAGCAUAAAAUUGUUGUUUAUGUACACUUCUCCAUUUCUUUCU
Molecule: messenger RNA, 1656 nt
Organism: Benincasa hispida (wax gourd)
Lineage: Eukaryota; Viridiplantae; Streptophyta; Magnoliopsida; Cucurbitales; Cucurbitaceae
Product: ras guanine nucleotide exchange factor Q-like protein
Source: RefSeq, a predicted model, not a curated record